Messenger RNA from Sapajus apella (tufted capuchin), 2623 nucleotides. RefSeq names its product phospholipase D family member 6 (gene PLD6). Gene Ontology annotation, molecular function: RNA endonuclease activity producing 5'-phosphomonoesters, hydrolytic mechanism. The record is from RefSeq and is a predicted model, not a curated record. Gene Ontology annotation, biological process: piRNA processing. NCBI's taxonomy places the organism in Eukaryota, Metazoa, Chordata, Mammalia, Primates, Cebidae. Bases 196 to 858 code for a protein of 220 amino acids. The transcript is spliced from 3 exons. Gene Ontology annotation, cellular component: mitochondrion.
AAAGCCCUGGGAUUACAGGUGUCAGCUGCUGUGCCCGGCCACUUCAUUCUAUUUUAUUGCUAAAUAGCAUUCCCUUGUAUAGAUAUACAAAAGUUUGCUUACCUGUUACCUGCUGACACACGUUUGGGUUGUUUCCAGGUGUGGGUGAUUGCACGUAUGCCUGCCGUGAACACUAGUGUACGCAUGCCUGUGUGAAUGGAUCCAUCCUUUCUCCUGGGAGUGGGAUACCUAGAUCAUGCGGAAGCUCCUUCCCCAGCCCCAGGGGACAGUGAAGAUGUCCACAUUUCCCGAGCAGCUCUGCUGUGCUUCACACGAGGAAAGCCUGGGUUGCUGAGGCUUCCGGGGCGGCCGGGGGCGGGGGGUCUCUGGCCUGGGCAUGUGACCUGCACCGAGGCUCUGCUGAGGGCGCGGGGCGGGGCGCCGGCCGGGGAGCAGGCCGCGCUCCCCGACUGCUGCCUGUGCGGCCUGCCUCACGGCGAGAGCUCGCUGAGCCGCCUAAUGCGCGCCCUGCUGGCCGCCCGCGUCAGCCUGGAGCUCUGCCUGUUCGCCUUCUCCAGCCCGCAGCUGGGCCGCGCCGUCCGGCUGCUGCACCAGCGCGGGGUGCGAGUGCGGGUCGUCACCGACUGCGACUACAUGGCCCUCAACGGCUCACAGAUCGGCCUGCUGCGCAAGGCAGGUAGGCCCGGCGGGGGCGCAGGUGGAGAAGGCCGGCCUGACGCUCGAGGGGUCCUAGGCAAAGGUGGACACUUAGGGGAGGGGAUCUGGGGUCGGGCUGAGACCUCGUUUACUUUCCCUAGUGGCCAUGGGGGGUCGGGGUGGUUUAACGCGGAGAAAGCGGAGCCCCCUCAGAAGGCCUAGCUGGCUGCGCGGGCAGAAGCGAGCAGGGCCCUUGGUUGUCACCCCGGUGGGGGCAGUUCUCUGAGUGACUGCCAUGCUGGAAGCAGGUGCCUGCGUGUGCCGGCUUAGAGGCGGGGCCGGCUCCCCCAGGAACUCCCCCGCCCUACCAGCGGAGGAGUUUUCGUGACUGCUGCAUCCCGGCCCGCCCUCCCGCAGGCUGUCGGAGACCCCUGGACGGCCUCUGGUGACCUGGAUCCUGCUAGCAGGGAAGCUGGACUCCAGGGUUGUGCUGGGACUUCCGUACUAAAGGGCUCCAGGGAGAGGCGGCCACCUGCUGCUGAGCAAACCUCAGGCCACCAGGCUUUGGGAUACCUAAAGAUAUGUUCUAGAAGGCAGCACCAGGACGUCCGGUUGUUUUCUCAGCUGCAUAAGGAGGGGGAACACAUAUCUCUCUGGCGGGGGCGCGUCUCUCACGGGGUUGACAGAAGGAAACAGGAAAUGUGAAUAAUUGGGAUCCUUGUCCUGCCUGAGGAUUCUCAGGCCAUCCUGGCCCAGUUCGGUGGCCCAGCCUGCUCUUGCCUGUGGUGUAUUUGCACCCACAGACUCUUGGGCUUCUCUCUGUCUCCAUCACUCAGGUGCCCAGAAAGUCACACCUGCACGUGCAACCGUUGGAUCUGGUAAUUUUGGUCACAGUGACUGAGAGACCGUGGAGUCCUGGGAACUGCCCACGUUGGGCAGUGGCCACCAACGCACUGUUCCUUCUGCAUAGCCGCGGCCUCUUGCUGACUUGGGCCGCAGAGCAGCCUCUCCAGAGUCAGCCAGCCUCCCUCUCCGGUCUGGGUGGUGUGGGGUGUGUUGCACCCCCCGUGGGAGCAGAGUGGGGCGAGUGGUUUUCAUGUUGAGGAUGUGCCUUUCUCUUUUGGCAGUCACAAGAGCUGUCCUCUCAAGUGUUGGUCAUUUUAACGGGGGAGGUGUGGGGACCUCCAGGCGUGCACAGCACAGUUCUGUUUGAAUUGCUUUUAGAGUCGUAGAAGCUGAGGUUUGUGAAGAACCUUCAAGGACCCCUAGACCAAGGUCCCAUCCGAUCCCCUCUGCGAUGGCCUCCCAGUGUCGUUGCUGACUUUGAGGCUGUCCAGUGGCAUUCACCCAUUCAAGGAAGGAAUGUCCUCUGUGUGCCAGUAUUUGUGAGGAGCUGGGACACCCUAGGGCACAAGGCCAGAGUCCCGUGGGGAUGCCAGCUAAGUCACCAUAUUUCAUUUAGGGCAACAAGAAGGGUCAGGAAAACUUCAUAAAGCAGGGUGAGGAGGCAAUGGUGUGGAAGGAAGUGGUGUGGGCCAGGUCAGCUGCCCAGGGGCAGUGACACUCAGGGCAGGGACCUUGAUGACACAAGUGGGCAGUCCGGAGGGGAGGCAUGCGGCUGGAAAGGGCAGCAGCACAGAUGCCCUGGGUCACAGACUGACUUCUUUGUGAGGAGCCGCAGGGGUCCUCUGUGGCUGACCAUGGAAAGUGGUGAGCGGGUAUAGGUCAGGCUUCCCCUGAGAGGCCAGAGGUGGCGGGCCUCGGGGAGGGGCUGGGGGUUGGGGCAGUAGAUCCCGGUGGAGGCAGGAGGUGUCGGCAAUGGUGAGGCUUUAGAUUGCCUACCUUUUGGAGCGAUGCAUUUGGAUGGCAGCGCCGACAGGGCAUGCUGGUGGAGUGGCCGGAGCGUGAGGAGAAGGGUUGGAUCCCCCAGAUAAGGAAGCCACCAGGCACAAUGCAGGAGGCACAAUUAAAAGUGAGUUCCAGGCCG